AUGUCGUCUAAUUAUGCCUGGACAACGAUUCCUCUCGGCGAUGCGUUGGAGUCCUUCGUCCGGACGCUACCCGCCGAGAAGCAAGACGAGCUCGAACGACCGGAUCAGUGGGACAAAUUGCUCGCAAUUCUUUCCGAGGCCCAGAUCAACUCCUUUCGAGUUCUCUUGCUGUGGAAGUCAAAGCUUUUCGCCGGACCUGGCGCUUCCGCCACUGUAGGCAGUGAUGACUCGCUACCGGGAAACGGGCAUCCUCGAUUUCUGGAGGACGCGCUUAUCGUCUUCAAAGACCAGCGUAAAUGCCGUCCGGACUUUGAUCAAUACGGGGGCUUGCUUUAUGGUGACGAAGUGGACUAUUCAGACCGGGAAUCCAUCGUAACCGACGACUUUGGACCGACAAAUAGUUUUGACGAGGUAAUGACCAGCUUGGAAUACGGCGAGACCAAACCAGGUGCGCUCGACAACGGCGAUAACAACGCUACUGCGCUUCAUAGCAUGAGAGACAUGGCGGCAGCCGCGCUAUCGUAUCGUAUAUUUUUGACUGGUUGCAUCGCCUCCUGCAACAUCGCCCAAUUCGAGAACCACUAUCCGCACCACGGUUAUCUCGCGCUGGAGAAGCUUAUUCAAAAAGAGGUUGGCUUCGCCGAGGUCGGUUGGAUGGUGAAAGGUGCCGCAGUGGAUAUGCAUCCCCGAGUUCCGUGGCCCGUCCCCGAAAACACGAAAUUUGACAUCCGGGCCCUCCCGGAUGGGCUCCGACUUCUCUGCCGGCGUUGCAAAUGUCGAUAUGCGUGGGUUGACCUAUUCUGCAUCCCGCAAGACAGGUCGCAGCGUUCACAGAUAGAAAUCGCGAGACAGGCGGCCAUCUUCGGAGGCGCUGCUGUCGCCGUUACCUGGCAGAAUGACACGGAAAGCUGGACGAUGGCUCAGCUCUCCAUCCGUUGGAUGGUCCUCGCGAGGUUGCGAAAGACCCAAGACCUCCCGCUAUACACCCCGGGAGACCUGGAUAGUGUAUAUCUGUCAAUAGCUAAGGAGCUGUCCACCGUAACUGAGCGUCUGAAUUCGAUGCAUAUCCCGGAUUUCUUGGAGUACCGAAAGGGGAUCAAAUCCGAGGCGAUACCAGAGGCUAUCAAUACGAACUGGUUCACCUCCUUGUGGACGCUCCAGGAGGCAUUUAUGCGAACGGACAUGGUCUUCGUCAAUAGGAAUUGGGAAGUGCUCACCGUUGACGACCGCCUCCCUGUGUCCUUGGAUGCGCUGGUGAGCCUGGCGAGCUCCUGCAUGUCCAUCGAUUCAUGCCCGGCGCCGGUCGCGUGGCUAAUCGACCUUUUGAUGGACACCAACAUGAUAGCCUUCAAACGUCAACAUCCUAUCAGCAUCCUCAGUACUGCAUGCGCCCGACAUUGCCAGGAUAGUAGAACGGAGGCGAUCAUUAGACCCGGUGAGGAGCAGUCGCUCGUCCUCGGUCGAUAUGCGUACGGAUUCCUAGAAGAGAUUAGGGGUAAAGAAGGGUUCCUCUUCUUCAGCUCCCAGUACGCGAGCUUUAACGAAUUCCAAUUCGCCCAGGACGAACAGAGACCUAUGGGCACAAUUUUGCUAUUCUCGAGGAAGAAGGAGUGGGUAUACAUGGACACAAAAUUCUUCUACAAGGCGUACGUAUUUGUCACGCAGAAACCGCACCCUUCGGUGAAGACGUGGACGCUUCAACCGGACGGUAGUGUUAGGAUUCCCGGCGCGGGGAUCAUAUAUGCCACCUCGGCUAGACCCGGCGGCAGUGGCCAAGAGGUCGGGGAGGAGCGCGGGGGCGCGGUAGACUCGAGAAACAGCUUCGACGCCGUCGCCGACCUCGAGGUCGACUUCGUCGGGCCGGAAGCCGGGGGGCCGAUAGACCUAACCGAAUUCAAGACGCCGUUGCGGUCUUGGAUGGGCCGGGCGUUUACAGACAGCCUCAAGUACGCCGUCUACAUCUCGGCCGGCGUGGAUCUGCAGGGGUUCGUACUGAAGGAAAUCAACGUCCCUGCGAGGACAUCCAGGCCUAACGAGCGGAUCCUGGCAAAAAUCGCGGAUUUCGAUUUUCCCCUGAGGCGUGGCGCCGACGCCCGAAUCGAAGUGGGCUGCCCUCCGACCACGCCGGUGGACUGGAUCGUGUACUAA
Molecule: messenger RNA, 2148 nt
Organism: Durotheca rogersii
Lineage: Eukaryota; Fungi; Ascomycota; Sordariomycetes; Xylariales; Xylariaceae
Exons: 4
Coding region: 1-2148 (715 amino acids)
Source: RefSeq, a predicted model, not a curated record